AUGAGUAGGUUUUUGUAUAUUUUGUCGUGUCUGUCCGUUAUUUUCAAUAGUUUUUGUAACUGUGGUGCAAUAAAAUCAAUCCAGGAUGAUGAUCUCAUGAACUUAAUCAGAAGUGAGACUUAUGUGGUUGCGCUGUUUUCUGCGAAAAAUUGCGAACUUUGUGAUAACUUCGAAAACAUUUUAACAAAUUUGGAGGAAGAGUUCUCUAAAUCAUUUGAAGGAGAGACUGUUAAAGUCGUUAACAGCCAGUUAACAAGACUGUAUAGCCCCACGAAGGAGCCGGUUUUGGUGUUUUUCAGACAUGGAAUUCCUCUACUUUAUAAUGAUAUUCCUUCAGAAGAGCUAAUUCUUCACACAUUUGUUAACAAUAAAGAACCGGUGGUGAAGGAAUUAAACGAUGAGACUUUUGAACACUUAACCCAGGCCGCCAGUGGGGCUACCACAGGCGACUGGUUUGUGAUGUUUUAUACCCCAGACUGUGUCGAUUGCCACCGCCUUCAAGCCCGGUGGGAGACAGUCGGGGCACAAUUAAAAACACGAAUGAACGUCGCACGAGUCAAUAAGGCGACAGAUGGGGCCGCUACCGCCACACGAUUUGGAGUCUCCCAAGCCCCAACUUUUAUUCUCUUCAGACAAGGCAAAAUGUAUAAAUAUCAAAUCCAAAAGUACGACGUUGCGUCUUUCACUUCUUUUGCCCAAGAAUGGUACAAAAACGUGACUCCCAUUAAAGUACCAUCGCCUAAAACGCCAUUUGAUAAUAUUGUCGAAAAUAUCGUACUUAAUUUGAAGGAAAGCGCAAUGGCGUGGAAAAUUGGUUUAGCGGCGACUGUUGUUGGUUUCUUGUUGAUAAUUUUAAUGAAAUGUCGUAAGACUGAAAAGCCGCAAAAACCGACAAGCAAGAAAGACAAAUAAAUUUUUAACACUUUUUUAUUAAAAUAAAUUGGUGGCUGACUUCAUAA
This is a messenger RNA of Tribolium castaneum (red flour beetle), 959 nucleotides long. RefSeq lists its product as uncharacterized. The record is from RefSeq and is a predicted model, not a curated record. The coding region runs from base 1 to 912 and encodes 303 amino acids. The transcript has 6 exons. Lineage: Eukaryota; Metazoa; Arthropoda; Insecta; Coleoptera; Tenebrionidae.